GAUCUCCCUCCUUUCAUUCAUUCCCGCGUCUCCUUUUUCCCCCCCGUCUCUCUCCGACCCUCCCUAUUUCUCCCCUGCUCCAUCUUCCUUCGCCCUUCACGUCGAAGUCGCACGCGCUUCCGUCCACGAGCUCGCCGGAAGCCAUCGCCGGCGUCUCUCCCUCCCUCUCCGUUCUCCAUCUUUCUCCUUCGCCGAGAACGGAACGAGCUCCAAUCCGCGGCGGCGACGGCAUUGCCGCUUCGGCUCCGGGGGCCGGGGCCGGGGCCGGGGCCGGUGUUCUGAUCCUCGCUUUCUCCCGAAGAAGGAAUCAUCGGUCAAAAAAGGUUCGUCUCAUCAAAAGCAAGCAGUGGCCGGCCUUCCUUUUACAGAAAUAAUUUCGGUUCUCUGUAUUUUCUUUCCAAUAAUCGAGGCGUCGCAGCGUCGGUUGCGAGUAGUCCAGAAAGGGAAAAGGCGCCCCGAAAAUGGCCAAAAAGCAUUGAAUGAUGAUGCCCGCGAACACGCCAUCAGGAUAGGCUUCUUAUAAUUGUCAUUCCCUCCAGCUCUCGCUUUCUCAGUUACUCUCCCCCGUCGUGGUCCCUCCUUCCAUGUUUUGUCUCCGAGUAGAAGAAGACAACGGCGCAUUGCCUGCCCAUUCGCUGUCGCAUUUUUGAGAUGAGGACGGGAAUGGCGACGGCGACGGCGAUGGCGAUAGCUCUCGUGGUGGUCCUGCUCUGCAUCGCGCCGCGGCGCGUUCGCUCGGCCUCGGACAAUCGGCUUAUCGUGGGCAUGACGCUCGUCCGCAACGCCUCCGCCAUUGGAGCCCUUUGCUUGGACGGGAGCUUGCCCGCAUAUCAUCUCCACAGAGGAUUCGGCGCCGGAGCGAACAACUGGCUUUUACAGUUCGAGGGAGGUGGGUGGUGCAAUGAUAUUCCAUCAUGCUUGGAGAGAGCCAACACUCGUCGUGGAUCUACCCGUUACAUGACCAAAUAUGAGGUUUUUUCGGGAAUACUCAGCAACAAUGCCUCUCUUAAUCCAGAUUUUUACAAUUGGAACCGUGUGAAGCUUAGGUAUUGCGACGGAGCUUCCUUUGCUGGUGAUGCAAAGUUUGACAAUGGUACUUCAUUGCUGUAUUUCAGAGGGCAAAGAAUUUGGCGAGCAAUCAUCCAUGAUCUUCUACCCAAAGGGUUGGGACGUGCGCAAAAGGCUUUGCUCUCAGGUUGCUCUGCUGGUGGUUUAGCAUCCUUCUUGCACUGUGAUAAUUUUGCAGAGUACUUACCAAGGAAUGCUAGUGUGAAAUGCUUGAGUGAUGCAGGAUUCUUUCUUGAUGAAAGGGACAUAAGUUUGAACCACACUAUGAGGUCCUUUUACGAUGAUCUCGUUUCUCUACAGGGUGUCGAAAAGAAUCUUGAUAAGAACUGCACUAGCUCUCUUGUUUACCCAGCUAUGUGCUUCUUCCCACAAUAUACAUUGAAGUACAUCACCACUCCCUUUUUCAUCUUGAACUCAGCUUAUGAUGUCUACCAGUUCCAUCACAUAUUGGUCCCUCCCUCUGCUGAUGUACAUGGUCAUUGGAAUCGCUGCAAACUUGAUCCAGCUGCUUGCACUGACAGCCAGUUAGAGAUAUUGCAAGGUUUCAGGAACGACAUGCUUGCCACUUUAAGAAUGUUCUACCAAUACUCAGGGAGAGGAGGUCUAUUCAUUAAUUCUUGUUUUGCCCACUGCCAGAGUGAGUUGCAAGAGACGUGGCUUGCUGUUGACUCCCCAAAAGUAAAUAACAAGACUAUAUCUGAAGCGGUCGGUGACUGGUACUACAGCAGAAGGGUAAGCAAGGAGAUCGACUGUCCAUAUCCCUGUGACAAGACAUGCCAUAACCUAAUCCCAGUCUCCGGUAAUGAUCCUACAAAUACAAAGUACUUUGGUAGCGUCAUAUUUGGAAUUGGACUAGCAUCUACUUAUUUGUUUCCCUAAGAUAAACCGCAUGCUCCAGACACGCAGGACUCCCACAAGUUCAUCUCACAGAAGAGAUAUGACAUUCUUUCCGUACAUUGAUUGUUCUCUGAACGAUAGGCAAGAAGGGGGUGUACAGGAACUAGGCGUUGCAUUCAUCACCCAAAAGGGUCAACAGCAUAGCAUAGGGAAAGAGAUGAGAUAUCUUUUUCAAUACGCUUCCAGCCAUUCAUCCAAUUUAUCAAUACAUUCGAAUAAAGUAAGAACCUCUACAGACGCUAGCGCAACAUUACCUUUUCAGGUUCCGAAGCAAAGAGGCGAAAGUGCAGAAUACAGAAUUCUCUUAUGUGCCGGAAAGCAUCUUGAUACCUAUCAUCCAAUUUUCAUGAUCUUCCGAAUAUUUCCUUAGUGAAAUAUAUAGAAAAAGUGCUCGUUACAUUGGUUUAUAUGAUCAGCGAUGCAAGUCUAAGAAGAGAGCAAUCCCUGAUGAUAAACGAGAGCGGCAUUCAUUCUCCUUCAACUACGGAGAGUGUGCUCUAACCUGCUCGCACUCUCACACUUUCAGUCCCAAACUAAAUGCACUCUCUUACUCUAGUCGUGUGCUUAUGGAAGCAAGUCAGUUACACAGCAUUCACUUAUUAUCUUUCAAUACAAGCGCAUCGGCUUUUCCGCUGUUGUCACUGCUACUUGCUGGCUUGAAAA
Eucalyptus grandis is the source of this 2628-nucleotide messenger RNA. Its product is annotated as pectin acetylesterase 9. Bases 652 to 1947 code for a protein of 431 amino acids. The record is from RefSeq and is a predicted model, not a curated record. The transcript has 12 exons. Gene Ontology annotation, molecular function: hydrolase activity. NCBI's taxonomy places the organism in Eukaryota, Viridiplantae, Streptophyta, Magnoliopsida, Myrtales, Myrtaceae.